AUGCCCUCUUUCAUAGAACUGACCCUGUUUUCUCUCCUGCUCGGCUUUGGUGCGAGCACCACCCUGCCCCUCCGACGCCGCAGCACCAAUGCCACAGCCCCCAUGGUCUCAACUGAAUACGGCACCGUCUUCGAUGUCGAAGCCACGAUCGGCGGCCAGACCUUCCAGCUCCUUGUCGACUCCGGCAGCAGCGACCUCUACGUGAUGAAAACCGGCUUUUCCUGCCUUGACAAGGACACCGGUCUCCAACUCGCCGAGGAAGAGUGCGGCUACGAUCUCAAUCGGACGUAUAACAUGUCCGACACAUACAAGGAAAUCCCAAAUCAGAUCUUCGGCAUCCAGUACGGCGCCGGCAUUGCAAGCGGCGUCAUGGCGUAUGAAGAUGUCACCGUCGCAGGCGUCACCAUCCCCCAGGCGCGGAUCGCAGUGGCCGACAAGUCAACGCCCAUGGGCGACGGCGUGAACUCCGGCCUGCUGGGACUGGGAUACCCAUCACUGACCUCCGCGCACCCAAGCAACAUCACCGAUAACACCACAUACUGGUUCAAUCGCCUCCCGUACAAGCCUAUCCUCUUCGAGAUGUACGAGCAAGGCCUCAUCGAGGAGCCGUACUUCGCCCACGUCCUUGCCAGGAGCGCACUCAACGAAUCGGGUCCCGCGUUUGGAGGAUACGUCUCGCUAGGCGAACUGCCUCCCGUGAAGCACGACGACAGCUGGGCCGUUGCCCCCGUCGAGAUCAUGAACAACAUCCCGCUCAACUUCACCUCGAACAAGCGGACGCGCUCCUACUGGGCGACGACGCUCACUGCCUCGCUGGGCCAGAACGCAACGCACACUCGCGCCCGCACCAACUCAUCCUCGUCGUCUGCCUCAGCACCCUUCCAAGCAUUCUUCGACUCCGGAAAUCCCCUCUCAUACAUCCCAGCGCGCAUUGCGGACCCUCUAAACGCGCUCUUCUCGCCUCCAGGCAUCUACGACAAGACACUGGAAGCCUACGUCGUCGACUGCAACGCCAAAGCCCCGUCAACAUUCAGCUUCACCAUCGACGGGCAUGUCUUCACGCAUGACCCGGCCGACCUCAUCUACCAAACGGGCGAAGACCUCUGCAUCUCGGCGAUCGGGAACUCCGAUGAGAUAAGGCUGAUGGAGAAUCUGCAGCUGAACAUCAUCGGCGUCCCGUUUCUGAAGAGUGUGGUUUCGGUGUUUGAUAUUGGGAAGAAUGAGAUGCGGUUUGCGAGGCUUUUGGAAGAUGUUAGUGGUGGUGGGAACGGUACGGCUAAUGGGACUGAUGCGGCUGGUGGUACGGAUGAGUAUGUACCGGGAAAUGAUGCUGGGAGGGUAAGCCUUGGGCCUCUUGGUCUGAUUGGAUCUAUUGGUGCUCUUGUCUUUGCUUUUACCUUGUAG
Messenger RNA from Aspergillus mulundensis, 1404 nucleotides. RefSeq lists its product as uncharacterized. The record is from RefSeq and is a predicted model, not a curated record. Gene Ontology annotation, molecular function: aspartic-type endopeptidase activity. Bases 1 to 1404 code for a protein of 467 amino acids. Gene Ontology annotation, cellular component: fungal-type vacuole. Lineage: Eukaryota; Fungi; Ascomycota; Eurotiomycetes; Eurotiales; Aspergillaceae. Gene Ontology annotation, biological process: proteolysis. The transcript has a single exon.